This is a messenger RNA of Hypanus sabinus (Atlantic stingray), 1965 nucleotides long. It is a transcript of the gene col9a3, whose product is annotated as collagen, type IX, alpha 3. The transcript is spliced from 31 exons. Bases 1 to 1965 code for a protein of 654 amino acids. The record is from RefSeq and is a predicted model, not a curated record. NCBI's taxonomy places the organism in Eukaryota, Metazoa, Chordata, Chondrichthyes, Myliobatiformes, Dasyatidae.
AUGAGUGGAAACAGAACAGGCUUUGAGGAUCAGUUUCUGCCAGUGGGCGAACCUGGCCCGCCAGGGUUACCAGGUCCACCGGGUGCCCAAGGUGAACCUGGAGACACAGGGUCUCCUGGAAUCCCCGGUCUGGCAGGACUUCCAGGAAUAGACGGGCUACCCGGACCCGAUGGGCCUCCUGGUGCUGAUGGGUUCCGGGGUGAGAGGGGAGACCCAGGACCUCCUGGACCACCUGGCUUGGACCUAGUGGAUCCAGAGGAACCCGGAGAGGUUGGACCCCCGGGACCUCAAGGUGAUACUGGACUGGAAGGUCCCCAGGGUCCAAGUGGUCCCAGGGGUCAAGAUGGUCUAACCGGGCUUCCUGGUCCUCCCGGACCUCCUGGUCCUCCAGGUGAACCUGGACUUUACACAGGAGAAGGAAUUGAAGACUUUUCUUGCCCAGCAGUGUGCCCACCUGGCCCGGCUGGUCUUCCUGGGAUGCCCGGAUUCAAGGGACACACGGGCCACAAGGGGGAACGUGGAGAACCCGGGAAGGUCGGAGCAAAGGGUGAUCCCGGACAUCCAGGAGUGCCAGGUCUGCCCGGACCCGUCGGAUUACAGGGUCCUCGAGGACUGAGAGGUCUCCCGGGCAAGCCUGGACCUCCAGGCUUCAGGGGUCUCAUGGGAUUCCAGGGUCCUGCUGGCCCUCCGGGGCCCCCCGGGAAAGUUGGCGACGCAGGCCCCAAAGGGCUCAUUGGAUUCCCGGGGGAAAGGGGCGGCCCGGGGAAGAUUGGCCCACGAGGGUUGCCUGGUCUCGCUGGACAGAAAGGGGAGCCAGGAAUUCCGGGCCGCGAUGGGCGAGAUGGAAAUCCGGGGGCCAAUGGCGAGAAGGGUGAUCCUGGACAAAACGGAGCCCCCGGAGAGAGAGGCCCUGUUGGGCAGCCUGGACUAUCUGGAAAGCCAGGAAGGAAAGGUCCUGCAGGUGAACAGGGAAGCCGAGGACCAAUGGGAGCUCCAGGUCCCCAGGGUCCCCCUGGGAGUCCGGGAGAACUGGGUGACUCUGGCGACAUGGGUGAACGUGGACCCCGGGGCCCUGUUGGCGAGAUGGGGCCGCCAGGUGUCCGCGGAGUGGAAGGCCACAGGGGAUUCCAGGGAAAGAAAGGUGAGAGUGGUGAGCCUGGCAUGCCGGGGCCAACAGGAAUCCGUGGUGAUUUCGGUGACAGGGGUCCUGUUGGAGCAUCUGGUCCCAAAGGUAACCAGGGUCUCGCAGGGUCUGAUGGGCUACCUGGAGAAAAGGGAGAUAUGGGCCAGCCGGGACCUCAGGGCCAGAAGGGAGAGCCAGGACGUCGCGGUGAGGUGGGACCCAAAGGCAAUGCUGGGCCCGCUGGAUUUCCCGGAACAGACGGAGUUCCAGGUCCUGCCGGGCUGAUGGGACCAGCUGGAGAGCAGGGACCUCCUGGUGUCACCGGGAAAAGGGGUCCUCCAGGCAAACUGGCGAGCGAGCAGCGGAUUCGGAACCUGUGUCGAGAUCUCAUCAGUGAUCAAAUUGCCUUGUUAGCAAACAACCUGCGAAGGCCACUGAUGCCUGGGAUGAUCGGACGACGUGGACCUCCAGGUCCACCUGGAGCAUCAGGACAGAAGGGGCAAGUUGGUCACCCGGGCAAUCGAGGUCCCUCAGGGCUGAGCGGACCACCAGGAGAGCUUGGGGAUACCGGCCCUCGAGGUGAUCCUGGGGCAAAGGGCGACAAGGGUGUUAUUGGGCGAGGAAUCGAUGGUUUAGUGGGACCUCAGGGACCUCCAGGUCCCCCAGGCGCAAUGGGACUCAGUAAAAAUGGACGUGAUGGUCAGCAGGGAGACCCAGGCUAUCCAGGAGAACCUGGACGACCAGGAAGGAAUGGCGCUAUGGGAACACCAGGAAUCUGCGAUACCUCCGCCUGUCAGGGAGCUGUUUCAGCAGUAAAAGCCGGAUCUUCCAAAAAAUCAUGA